Molecule: messenger RNA, 1561 nt
Organism: Athalia rosae (coleseed sawfly)
Lineage: Eukaryota; Metazoa; Arthropoda; Insecta; Hymenoptera; Athaliidae
Product: tubulin beta chain-like
Exons: 5
Coding region: 176-1561 (461 amino acids)
Biological process (GO): microtubule cytoskeleton organization; mitotic cell cycle
Cellular component (GO): microtubule; cytoplasm
Molecular function (GO): structural constituent of cytoskeleton; GTP binding; GTPase activity
Source: RefSeq, a predicted model, not a curated record
GUUUAUCUCAUCGUACAGCUUGCCAUGGAAAAUUGACUUUCGGAUGUCUGAUUUAUUUUUCAAAAUCAGGCCGACAUCAACGGCAAACUCACCAUCGAAGAGUACUUUUUGGCUCCAAAUUUAACCCCAUUCGUAACUUGGUGAUCUAAAUUAAAGUCUAAACUCUCUGAGCGCCAUGAGGGAGAUCGUACAGUUACAAGUAGGGCAAUGCGGAAAUCAAAUUGGCACAAAGUUCUGGGAAAUAAUCGUGGACGAGCAUGGCGUCGAUUUGGAAGGAAUAUACCGUGGGGAGUCUGAUCUCCAGCUGGAACAAAUAAACGUCUUUUUCAACGAAGGAACUGAUGGAACUUACACGCCCCGGGUCAUUCUGGCUGACCUAGACCCAGUCUCUUUGAACUCCGUGAAAUCCGGAUCUCACGGGAAGUUGUUCAAGCUGGAGAACUUUGUCUCUGGAAAAGCUGGUGCCGCGAACAAUUGGGCAAAGGGUCAUUUCACGGAGGGUGCGGAACUGGCUGACCAGGCUUUGGAUAUGAUUCGGAAAGAAGCUGAAAGCUGUGACCUUCUUCAAGGAUUUCAGAUCCUUCACUCCAUCGGCGGAGGCACGGGAUCGGGGAUGGGGACCCUGCUGAUGAAGAAAAUGGAAGAGGAAUAUCCAGAUCGCGUGCAGACUUCGUAUUCGAUCGUCCCAUCCCUGAAAACCUCGGAGAUAGUCGUCGAGCCGUACAACGCGACCUUGACGCUUCGAAACCUUGUGGAAAUUACCGAGGAGACAAUUUGCAUGGACAACGAGGCUCUUCACGAGAUUUGCUCGAGCUCUUUGAAGCUCGUGUCACCAACGUACAGCGACCUCAAUCACCUCAUCUCGUCGUGCAUGGCUGGUAUCACAACCUGCCUCAGAUUUCCUGGACAAUUGAACGCCGACUUGAGGAAAAUUCUCGUCAACAUGGUACCUUAUCCAAGAGCGCAUUUCUUCGUACCCGGCUAUGCACCACUCAGUUCACGUAGUGCAGCCCCAUUUUGCGUUCCUUCCGUUCCUGAACUUACCCAACAAAUGUUCGAACCGAGAAAUAUGCUGGCGGCUUGCGACCCCUCCAAAGGUCGUUUUUUGACGGUAGCUGCGAUAUUCAGAGGGCUCGUCUCGACCAAGAUCGUCGAGGAACAGAUGCUAAAUGUCCAGAACAAAAACAGCAAGUAUUUCGUACGCUGGAUACCGAACAGCAUUAAGACCGCCAUCUGCGAGGUCCCACCCCGCGGUUUCAAGGCCAGCGCUACCUCCCUGUCGAACAACACGGCGAUUCAGAAUAUAUUGAAAAGAAUUACCGAACAGUUCAAUACGAUGUACCGAAGAAAAGCUUACGUACAUUGGUACACCACUGAGGGAAUAGAUGAGGAAGAUUUUACCAACGCGGUUAAUUCGGUGCAGGACCUCAUUUCCGAAUAUCAACAGUACCAAGAGGUGGAACCCGGCGAUGAUCUCAUCGAAGAGGAAAGUGACGAGGGGGAAGAGACUGAGGAGGAUAAAGAGGGUGACGGAUUAGCGGGUGCACAGAGCGAUGGGUGA